GCAGAAUGAGACCAGACCAGACUGGACCAGGCCAGACCAGGCCAGACUCUCAACAGGACUCCCGCGCCCCUCUUUUGUUGCUCCCGUUUUUCAAAUCAUGCCGGCGUUGGCAUGGCUCCUUUGGGCUCUGGUUCGUGGUACGCUGGGGGGGCCGGUUCAGUUUGCAACAUGGCCGGAACUUGGAGUAAAUCCGGUGAAGACCAAACAGGAAGACGCCCCGCGCGCUCCGUUCUACCGCCUGCCCAUGUUCGUGCACGCACCUGGGCCACUGGUGGCGCGAGAACUGUUCCGGCCGGUUCUUCAUAAAAGUCCGUUUCCCGCUCGACUGACUGCGCUGCUGUUACCGACCUUGAGGAGACCACAGGCCGUCCAGGGCACGGACGCGCGCCCGGUGCAGGUCAAGUGCGGCUUCCAUAACUUCUCCGUGCGCGUGGACCGCUUCCAGCUGCGCUCGUGGACCGACCCAUCCCUGUUCCGACUAGGCUCGUGCGAAGUCAGCAGGGUCAGCCCCCACUUCCUUUACUUCCACUUCAGACUGACGGAGUGCGGCGGAGAACAGAAGGUUGUUGGUGGUCAGCUGGUGUAUACCUAUAUGCUGUUUUAUACUCCACCGCCCCAAGGCUACGUCAUCAGAGUUAUACCUCUUAAACUUCCCAUCCAUUGCCAUUACAACAGGUUUCAUUACUCUUACCAAGUUGGCUACAAACCUCAAGUUCAGCACACAACCUUUAUGAAGAGCAUCAGGACCAAACUCAGCUACAGCCUCACCGUCUGCAAUGCCCAGGGGCAGCCCGUCUCUCCACACCACUGGUUCCAUUUAGGGGAGCCAGUGUACUUUGUUGCCCAGGCAGGAGUUCUGUUGGCUGGGGAGAGGCUUUAUGUGGACUCGUGCUAUGCCACAAGCGCCAAAGACCCAAACAGCAUGCCCAAAAUGGACAUCAUUGCUAACCAUGGCUGCAUGACCGACAGCAGGAGGGGGGGCAGCCGCUCCCAGUUCCUGACGGGAGGGGGCAGUGUGGUGAUGUUCUCUGUGGAUGCCUUUCUCUUCACAGCAGUCUCACAAGUGCUGUACCUCCACUGUUCAAUGUCAGUUGGUCUCACCCCUUCCCACACCUCAAAGUCCUGCAAUUACCACAAGGCUGCUGGCAGGUGGGAGGAGCUGGAGGCCACAGCCCCAGUAUGCGCUUGCUGUGAUUCCAUGUGCUCAAACGUUCAGGACUCUAUCAAGAACACAGUCAGCAGUCCAGGCUGGCUCAUCAGACAAAGAGAUGAACUAAAACCAAGGAUGGCGAUGGCAUCUUUUCAAGCAGAGGAGGGAAUAGAAUGGGUGGACGAGGAAGAGAAGAGGGACGAAAGAAAGGAUGAGCACCAUAAAAAAGUCCAGACUUUUCCAUGGGAGACAGAGAUUGGCCAUGAGGAGGAAAAUGAUGAAGCCGUUCCUGAGAAGAUUGCGGAGGAAAUAAAAUGGAAGUACAGUGCUGCAGUCAGCCAGCAGGAGGAGGGGGAAAAGGAGGAGGGUGAGACAGAAGAGGUGGUUAUGGGAACAGAAUUGGCAGCAUAUGACAUUAUGUCUGACCAGAUGAAACCAGAGGAGGCCAUGGAGGAUGUCCAUCAUACCAAACAUGGUUCUGUGAGUAGUUUGUCCAGGGUCAACAGUAGCACCAAUGAGUCAAGAGAUGAAUCUGGUACCUCUGUUACAGGAAAUUCCAGUCUUGGUAUUGAAUAUAAUGCAAGUAACCCCGGUUCUGCUGAAACUGUUUCCAGAGCUGUAAUUCCUAACAUUAAACUCUGUCCUAACGGUGAUCAAAUGAGUUGUAGUGCCACUAUUAAUAGUUCAGGAAACGGUGCCAUGUUAACUGCUUUUGGUGCAGAGAGCUUUACCCCCAAUAAUGAUAGAGCUACAUCUGGCACCAGUUCUCCUUUGGAUUCAAGAGUCAAUGGAAGUCAACGUGGCAGCAGAUUUGAGACUUUAGCUUGGACACGUUCUGACACCGGAGACUUUGAACUUGGCCCCCCAGGUUUUCUUAAUGUCAGCAGGUCAGGAAAUAGCAGGCUGGAGUCAGAGACGUUAGACAGUCUCCUGUGGUCAGAAGAAGUUAAGUCUGUGGGUAACUCAGUGGAAACCAAAUCCAAUGAGCUAAAAGGCCAAGCAGGUGAUUCUGUUAACAGUAAAGGACCAUAUGGUGAUGAUGAUGAUGAUGAUAUGCUUCACGGUCUACAGAUCAGAGGGUUAGAAUCAGACCAGUCUGCUGUUCAUUCAGCUGAUUUCACAGACUCGACCUUUACAAACUGGUUACUUGGGAAGUCUGAUUUUGAUUCUGGAAUUGAAGAAGAUGAAGCUCUUUAUCCGAGUCAGUUUACUGUAGCAGUGAAGACACAAGGGCAGAAAGAAGUACAAGACACCAUUACAAGACCACGCAGUUUUGGUUCAGAGGAAACGCAUGAAGACAGCCCCAGUCACUCUGCUGUGGUGGCUGUCACCAAUGCACUGCAAGGCUCUGAGAGCAGCCAGAUGUUUGACAGGGAGUGGGCGCCCGGAUGGGGCCUGCAGACUUUAGGGUUUGUGGUGGAGAAGCCAACAGAGGAGUUGGCAAAGGAGCAGAUGGAUUACUCCUAUUAAGAUUGUAUUCUCUGAGGGGGUUGACGUUUCCACAAAGCAGUAAUGUGACAAAGGUAUGGUGUUGGAGCAAGAGAUUGAAAUACUCCUGUGCGGUCAAAUCAUAUUCAACAGCCCACCAAAGAUUUAGUCAUCUAUCUCUUCUAAUUAAGCUUAUCGGGCUCAAAAAGACCAGGAACUUGUAUUAUUCAGAGAUUACAUUGGGUGUUGAAUUGUUGAGGUAUUUUAAUAUACAAAGUGGGGGCAGGUCGGAUUGAGGAGCUGUUGACGGUCACAGUGGGGUCAUGACUUCAAUCCAUACACGGAGCAUCAGCUGGAGGAAAUGAAACACUUCCUGAUUAGCAGACAAUCUCAUCAGACUUUCUCGAUUUGUGGAACCUCAAACAUUGGAACCUCUCUGUAAAUUUCAAGGACCAUGAACAGCUGUGGAACUCGUGAACUGCUCACAUGGAGAAGGCCAACUUGUUUGGACCGGAGCAGAACAAUAUAGUUGCAGAACCUGGUGUUCAGCUGUCUGAUUCCAUGUUGAGAAAUAAUAAACCAAGCCC
Anoplopoma fimbria (sablefish) is the source of this 3165-nucleotide messenger RNA. RefSeq lists its product as uncharacterized. Gene Ontology annotation, cellular component: extracellular matrix. Gene Ontology annotation, biological process: egg coat formation; positive regulation of acrosome reaction; binding of sperm to zona pellucida. The record is from RefSeq and is a predicted model, not a curated record. Bases 98 to 2620 code for a protein of 840 amino acids. Lineage: Eukaryota; Metazoa; Chordata; Actinopteri; Perciformes; Anoplopomatidae. The transcript has 8 exons. Gene Ontology annotation, molecular function: acrosin binding.